UCGCCCCGGGCUGACCCUCCCGCUCACCAGGGGCCCCUGACUCUUCCGGGCUGGCGGCGAACCCAGUCGGCUCGGCCCUUUCCUCCACGGUCAGGGCUGGUCCGGGGGAUCGCCGCCGCUUGUGGGCAGGGAGCCCUGAGCGCAGGGAUGCCCCGCCGGGGCAUCGCCCGGCAGGACCCAGCACUACCCGGCGGGAGGGGUCUGAGGUGACCGACCUGCGAGGGCGCGUGGCCGGCGCGAGAAUCGCGACGCGUGUGACGUGCCCCAGCGCGUGUGUUCGUUGCGCACGCGAGUGAACCGCGCCUCCCCCGCGGAGUUUUCGUGAAGGUGUCGCGCGGAGGGAGGCGCUCGCCUCGCAGCGGCCCCGCCCACUUCCCUGGCACCCCGCCGGGGCUCGGCUCGGCUCGGCUCCCCCUCUGCUGCACCUGCUCCCCCUCCCCCCGCCAGCGUCCCUCUCGUGCGGCUGGGCUGGGCUGGGCUGGGGGAGAGCCAGCUCGGAAAGCAACGUUAAAGGAUGAAAAGUGACAAGGAACCAUUUUUUGUUAAAUUUAUAAAGUCUUCUGGAAACUCAGAAUAUUUUUUUAAAGCUCUUGAGUCCAUAAAAGAAUUUCAGUCAGAAGAAUAUCUCCAGAUCCUUGAAGAAGUGCCAGCACUCAAUAUAAAAGAGAAUGACAAAUCCCUUUACAUCUGUGACCCUUUUAGUGGCAUUGUUUUUAGUCACCUCAAAAAGCUUGGCUGUAGGAUCGUUGGACCACAGGUAGUCAUAUUUUGUAUGCAGCACCAGCGAUGUGUCCCGAGAGCCGAAUACCCUGUUCAUAAUAUGGCCAUGGCUGAUAUAACAAUAUCCUGUACUAGUCUUGAAAAAGAAACUAGGGAAGAAGUUCAUAAGUAUGUACAGAUGAUGGGUGGCCAUGUGUACAGAGAUCUCAAUGCAUCAGUAACUCAUCUUAUAGCUGGAGAAGUUGGCAGCAAGAAAUAUUUAGUGGCUGCUGCUCUGAAGAAACCCAUAUUGCUUCCUACUUGGAUAAAAGCAUUGUGGGAUAAGUCCCAACAAGGUAUGAUUAGAUACACAGAUAUAAGCAUGGAAAACUUCAUUUGUCCUUUGUUUCGUGGCUGUACAAUCUGUGUAACUGGCUUAAGCAGUGUGGACAGGAAGGAGGUGCAGCGUCUCACUACUGAGCAUGGUGGUCAAUACACAGGGCAGCUCAAGAUGAAUGAGUGCACCCACCUCAUUGUUCAAGAGCCAAAAGGUCAGAAAUAUGAAUGUGCCAAAAAAUGGAAUGUGCAGUGUGUGUCCAUCCAGUGGUUUUUUGACAGUAUCGAGAAUGGCUUCUGCCAGGAUGAGGCAAUGUAUAAGACAGAGUCUGUACAAAAGCAAAAUACCACACCCAGUACAUCAACUCCUACUAGCCAAGCUAGCAAACCUGACAAUCGUACCCUUUCAGAUGUCAGCCACAUUUCCAAUAUCAGUUUGAAUGGCAUUAAUGAAACUGCAUGUAGCUCUGCUUUGAACAGCAGGCUGGAUCCUCCUCCUGAUGAUCUGGAAAAUGUGGAUAUCAGUUCUUUUCAAGCCCCUGAUGAUUUACUAGAUGGGUGUCGAAUUUAUCUCUGUGGCUUCAGUGGCAGGAAGUUAGAUAAAAUGAGAAGGCUUAUUAACUCUGGUGGUGGUGUUCGAUUUAAUCAGCUCAAUGAAGAUGUCACCCAUGUUAUUGUGGGAGAAUAUAAUGAUGAACUGAAGCAGUUUUUGAGCAAGACUACUCACAGGCCUCAUGCAGUGACAGCAAAAUGGUUGCUGGAGUGCUUUGGUAAGGGUUACUUACUUCCAGUGGAGCAGUAUAUCUCUCUGAAUUACCAGCCAAUAGAAAAUCCAGUUUUGGAGCAACCUGGAGUUAAACGAACUGUUCCCAAAAGUAAUAGUCUCACAAAAAAAGAAGCUGUAAAGCUUGUACAGCACCAGAAAGCAGAUGAAGAUGACCUCCUCUCUCAAUAUGUGAAUAAUGAUUCCACAUUAAUUGAAGUUGAAAAGCUAGAAACUGGUAACUUCAGUGAUGCUACUCAUGUUACCAUUCAAGAAGAGAAGCAGUCCUCUAUCUGUCACAGUUCACUGACUGAGACUUCUACAGUGGUUGAAGAAGGCUUAUUCAGCAGAAAGAGGUUCCUUCUUUUGGGUUUUGGUGAAGAGGAUGAGUCCUGCAUUGUAGAAAUUAUAAAGGAGAAUGCUGGGAAAGUUCUACCCCCUCAAAACAGAGCAAUUGCAGACUAUGCUGUGGUUCCUUUAUUGGGAUGCAAGGUGGAGUCAACUGUAGGAGAUGUUGUUACAAACACAUGGAUGAUUAUGUGUGUAGAACAGCAGCUCCUUUUAAACCCUCAGUCCAACCCACUUUUCACCCCAGUAUCAGUAAUGGAAGGAAGCACUCCUCUGGAAGACUGUGUACUGUCUUUCAGCCAGUUUACUGGUGCCGAGAGAGACUCCCUGGUGUUCUUGGCAGGUCUUCUUGGAGCGAGAGUCCAGGAAUUCUUUGUGCGAAGAGCCAACCCAACGAAAGGAAUGUUUGCCAGCACCCACCUAGUGGUCAAAGAGCCAGAUGGUUCUAAGUAUGAAGCAGCAAAGAAAUGGAAUUUACCUGCAGUCACUAUGGCUUGGCUCUUGCAGUCUGCAAGGACAGGAAAGAAAGCAGAUGAAAGCAAGUUCCCAGUUGAAAAUGUUAAUGCUGGAGAUAAAGAAGAGAGUUUAAUGAGUCAGUCCAACAAGACAGAGACAACUAUAAUGUCUUCAGAUAUACCAGACCAUCCUAGCAAUUUCCUUGAAGCUGGGAAGAAAAUAGCUGUGACGCCUCUUGAUGUGAACCGGUUCCAGAGUAAAGCUUUCCAUAGUGUGAUCUCGCACCAUAUUGGGCAAAAGCCAACCCUUCCUGCAGAAGGAAGACUGCUCCAGAAAGAACCGUCUUUGCAUCUUGACACACCAUCCAAAUUUCUUUCCAAAGAUAAGCUCUUCAAGCCUUCAUUCGAUGUAAAGGAUGCCCUGGCAGCUUUGGAAACUCCAGGGGCUCCCAAUCAGAGAAACAGGAAUCCGAGUACUCCUCUUUCUGAAGUCAUUGGCAGGAACUUGAAAUUGGCUCUGGCAAACAGCACUCGUCAUACAGCAGCUCUUACUGCCAGCCCUCAGCUGCGGGCUGCACAAGCAGAAGUGGUGGAAGAUUCAAAACCUCUUGCUGAUCUAGUCAUAUGUGUUAGUAAGAAACUCAGUAAAAAGCAAAGUGAACUGAAUGCUGUUGCCGCUUCUCUUGGAGCAGAUUACAGAUGGUGCUUUGAUGAAACAGUAACUCACUUCAUCUACCAGGGAAGACAAAAUGACAGCAGUAAGGAAUACAAAUCUGUUAAAGAAAGGGGCAUACACAUUGUUUCAGAGCAUUGGCUUUUAGAGAGUGCACAAGAAUAUAAACGACUUCCCGAAUCUCUGUUCCCUCACACUUACAAUCCCAAAAUGAGUCUGGAUAUCAGUGCAGUACAAGAUGGCAGACUUUCUUCCAGUAGACUUCCAUCAACUGGAAAAAUAGCAAAGGAAGUUGAGAGUAUUUCAGUGGAUGAAAAUGACAUAGGAGAUGUAACUACUAACCAGGUAAAGGAAGCAGUCACAGUAAGGGAGGAGCAAAUUGCAGGAAAUGAAGCCAAAGGAGUUUUAACCCAGACACUGGAAAUGAGGGAGAACUUUCAAAAGCAACUACAGGAGAUCAUGUCUGCAACAUCGAUAGUGAAACCACAAGCACAAAGAGGAUCGUUGUCAAGGAAUGGUUUUGACAGUUCCCCUACCACACCAGAUGGCACACGAUCUGUGCGUAACGGUCGUAGUAGAGUCUUGGAAGCUCUAAGGCAGUCACGGCAAGCAGUGAUGGACAUAAACACAGAGCCAUCACAAAAUGAGCAGAUUGUUUGGGAUGACCCCACUGCAAGAGAGGAGAGAGCAAGGCUUGUCAGCAACUUACAGUGGCCCAAUAGUCCUUCACAGUACUCAGAACAAAUUCAGACUGAUGUAAAUAACAUGAAUGAUUCCCCUUUCAGGGAAUCCUUCACUGAUAGAGAAGUUACUGAAUUAGUAAAAAUUCAAACAAAAUCAAGCAACAAUGAAUUACUAUCCACAGCUGUUCAUGAUUCUGAGGACACAGGUGUGGAAGAGGUACCAAAGCAUCCAAUAUAUAAUGAUCCAAAAACCCCAGUAAAAGAUGAUCAAGUGAUCCCCACACCGCAAGCUCCCAGCAUUGCUUUCCCGCUGGCCAACCCUCCUGUGGCUCCACAGCCCAAAGCAAAGGCUAUUACAGUAGAUGAGAAGGUUGAUGAAGAACCAGAAAAACCGCGCAAAUUCCAGCUGUCUUCACUUAAUCCUCAAGAGCGAAUCGAUUACUGCCAUCUGAUUGAGAAACUAGGUGGACUGGUGCUUGAGAAGCAGUGCUUUGAUCCAAGUUGUACACACAUCAUUGUGGGACAUCCUCUUCGAAAUGAGAAAUACUUGGCCUCGAUGGCUGCUGGAAAGUGGGUGCUUCAUCGUUCCUACCUGGAGGCAUGCAGAGCAGCCUGCUGCUUUGUACAGGAGGAAGAUUAUGAAUGGGGAAGUAACUCCAUACUCAAUGUUUUGUCUGGAAUCAAUGUAAACCAAAAGAAACUAGCACUUGCAGCAAUGAGAUGGAGGAAAAAAAUCCAUAAAAGGAGGCAGGAAACUGGCAUCAUUGAGGGGGCAUUUAGUGGCUGGAAAGUGAUUUUGAAUGUUGACCAAACCAAGGAAGCAGGAUUCAAACGUCUUCUUCAAUCAGGAGGAGCAAAGGUACUGCCAGGUCAUUCUCUAUUUCUCUAUAAAGAAGCUACUCACCUUUUUGCUGACUUCAGUAAACUGAAGCCAGAUGAUACCAGAGUUAAUGUACUGGAGGCUGCUGCCCAAGGAGUGAACUGCUUGAAACCAGAAUACAUUGCUGACUACCUCAUACAGGAGCUUCCUCCUCCCAUGGAGGGUUACUGUCUGCCAGAAGCUGUUUCUUAUCUUCAAAAUAGUAAAGAACUGGGAAUUGGAUUAUCUCAGAAGAGAAAAGCACCUGGAGAAACAAGCAAAGUCAAACGAUCCAGAAUACACUGAGGGGAUUCUCCAUUUGUAAUUCUUGUAUUUUAAAUUCCUAUUUUAUGAAUAUUUUGCCAAUCUCAAUGCUGAAAAAAUUAAAAGCUUUUUUUAAUUUAA
This is a messenger RNA of Caretta caretta (loggerhead turtle), 5221 nucleotides long. It is a transcript of the gene TOPBP1, whose product is annotated as DNA topoisomerase II binding protein 1. The record is from RefSeq and is a predicted model, not a curated record. Lineage: Eukaryota; Metazoa; Chordata; Testudines; Cheloniidae. Gene Ontology annotation, biological process: DNA replication initiation; mitotic G2 DNA damage checkpoint signaling; mitotic DNA replication checkpoint signaling.